CACUGAAAUAUGACCUCCGUUUCACUCCUCUCCAAAAUCUUUUCUAUUCUCCACAUUCGAUCCCAUCUCCUCUGCCUGCCAGAGGCCCAAAUCGGCUGAUUCAAUCGUUUGAAUAACUUAUCAUGGAACUAAUGAAGAGUUCCGAUUCACAAUACAAUAACAACAAAGCGUUUACCCCAUCAGAGAUGAUGGAGGAAGUGAAGCAACUUCUGUCUAUGGUUAUCCCAAUCACGGCGAUGAACUGCCUGGUUUAUCUUCGAGCAGUUGUGUCCGUGCUGUUCCUAGGGAGGCUGGGCAGCCUGGAGCUAGCCGGCGGUUCUCUGUCAUUAGGUUUCACGAAUAUCACGGGGUACUCGGUGCUAGUCGGACUAGCAUCGGGGCUAGAACCGGUGUGCAGCCAGGCGUACGGCAGCAAUGGCAGCGACAAGUGGGAUCUAUUGUCUGUAUCUCUUGUCCGGAUGAUAUUCAUACUAUUGAUGGCGAUCAUACCGAUCAGCCUACUAUGGGUAAACCUGGAACCGAUCAUGCUGUGGAUGGGGCAGGAUGCAGCGAUCACAUCAAUGGCUGCGACGUACUGUAUAUAUUCUUUACCAGACCUCUUAACAAACUGUCUGUUACAGCCGUUAAGGGUCUAUCUAAGGUCACAGGGGGUGACGAAGCCGAUGAUGUGGUGCAGUAUGAUUGCAGUGGCGUUCCACGUGCCGUUGAACUACAUGCUAGUAGUGGAGAUGGGAUUGGGUGUGAGCGGGGUGGCAAUGGCUUCGGUGGUGACCAACUUGAACAUGAUGGGGCUGAUGGCAGGAUACGUGUGGAUGUACGGGAGAUGGAGGUGGACAUGGAGAUGGACGGAUGGGAUUGGGAUUACGGGGGUGGGUCCAUUGCUGAGGUUGGCUGUGCCGAGUUGUAUGGGAAUAUGUUUGGAGUGGUGGUGGUAUGAGAUCGUGACCGUUCUUGCUGGUUAUCUGGCCAAUCCGCAACUGACAGUGGCAGCGACUGGGAUACUCAUCCAGACAACUAGUCUUAUGUACACUGUUCCCAUGGCUUUGGCUGGCUGUGUAUCUGCCCGAGUGGGCAAUGAGCUAGGCGCCGGAAGGCCAAACAAGGCAAAGCUAGCUGCAAUGGUGGCACUAUCGUGUGCAUUCGUAGUUGGUUUGAUGAAUGUGAUUUGGACCGUCAUCUUUAGAGACAAAUGGAGUGACCUUUUCAGCAAUGACCACAUGCUCACAUCACUUGUUUCAUCAGUGAUGCCUAUCAUGGGCCUUUGUGAGCUUGGCAACUGCCCGCAAACCACAGGGUGUGGGAUCCUCCGUGGCACUGCUAGGCCUGCGGUUGGUGCCCGGAUCAACCUCGGGUCUUUUUACUUUGUGGGCACACCGGUAGCCGUAGGCUUAGCCUUUUUCUUUGGGGUCGGCUUCACUGGUUUGUGGAUUGGGCUCUUAUCGGCUCAGUUUGCAUGUGCGAUUUCAGUUUUGUAUUCAGUUGUUGUUCGUACGGAUUGGGAAGGAGAGGCUUUGAGAGCUCAGAGACUCACCAAUACUACUUCUUCUUUAGAGAUGGUCAUUAAUUGACACUAAUGUUAGUGAAAAAGGAUUCUUGAUGAUCGGAUAAACGUAUUUAUCAUGUUUUGGAAACAAUAUAAUUAAUAAUAGGCCAACG
Molecule: messenger RNA, 1656 nt
Organism: Lactuca virosa
Lineage: Eukaryota; Viridiplantae; Streptophyta; Magnoliopsida; Asterales; Asteraceae
Source: the annotation of a GenBank genome assembly